CGCCCCCCGCACAUCGUGUCCUCCGGCUGCAUUGAGAAGUGUUAGGAAGGCGGUAUUUUAAGGUGACAACCUGCAAGAUGGAAACCAAGCUGACAUCCAAGCCCAAAUCCAAUGGUGUGAUGAAUGGUGGGGCAAGGAUUGUUGUGGACGAUGAUGAUGAAGUUCUUAGCCCCACCGACCUGUCUGAGAUGUUAGCCGAGGGGACCAAGGAGUCCCACGACAGAGCAGAGAACUGCCAAUUUGUUAAAGAUUUCCUCAGAGGCCGCAUCAAACACGAGCUGUUUAAGAGGGGUACAGCAGCUCUAUACUUUGUCUACUCGGCCAUGGAGGAGGAGAUGGAGAAGAACAGUGACCAUCCUGACAUCGCCCCGAUCUUUUUUCCUGCAGAGCUGCACCGGCGUGAGGCCCUGGCUCAGGACCUUGAGUACUUCUAUGGGCAGGACUGGGAGAGCCAGAUCAGCCUCUCUGCAGGCACCAAGCCUUAUGUAGACCGAAUCCACGAGGUGGGACAGAACAACCCGGUGCUGCUGGUGGCCCACUCCUACACCCGCUACAUGGGUGACCUCUCAGGUGGACAGAUCCUCAAGAAAGUGGCCCAGAGGGCACUGAAGCUCCCCUCAACAGGUGAGGGUCUCAACUUUUAUCAGUUUGAGGGAAUCCAUAGUCACAAGGGCUUCAAGCAGCUUUACCGAAGCAGGAUGAACGAGCUGGAACUGGACGCUGAGACCAAAGAGAGGAUCGUGGACGAGUCCAACCGGGCCUUUGGCUUUAACAUGAUGGUAUUUACAGAGCUUGAAGAGAUUGGAAAAACAAUCAAAGAAGAAGUCCAAGAUGCAGGAUUUGGACACAGUCAUGCAGAGAUCAUGGAGGGAGGUGAUAUCAACAAGUGCCCCUACUAUGCAGCAAAAAUGGCUGCCAGUGGGAAUCCCGUCUACGCUUGUCAGUUAGCCAUGACACUUCUCAGCCAUCCACCCUGUCAGGUGGCUCUAGCGGCCUGGGUGGCCAUCCUCGCUGGUUUCACUGCCUGGUAUCUUCUGUGAGCUCUGACACACUCUUUCUGCCAAACUUUAUCCACUAUACUCUAAAUCAAACACCAUCUGAUAGUAGCAAACAAUAAUCUGAACAUUAUGAAAUAAUAUUUUGCUCCAGACAUUUGUGCUGUAUGUCUAUUGAGGUUCUGCGUGUUAAUAGCUCAGGUACAGUAUUUAUUGUCUUUGAUUUAAUUCACUCUGUUGAACUUACAUUUGUAUACUUCUGACUCUAAUAGUGCAAUGAUGUUAUUGCAUUGUGGCCAUGAAGAGUCAACAGAGACUUUAUGAUGCAUUUUCUUGGCAUGCUUUUUUUCAGAGGUUAUAUGCAGAGUGAUACAGGAAUAUUAAAUGCAUAUCUCAUAUCUAAUUUUAAUAUUAUCAGAUGAAGGUGUAAUAUGAAAGUGGGUCACAUGCUGCGUUGAAUGUAUUGAUGCCUAAUAAUACACCAAUGUACAAAUUUGUGUACACUUUGUCAUGCUCGUAGUCAUGGUGGUUGACAUGUUGACAAAUCAUAUUUAAGUAGCUUAAA
Plectropomus leopardus (leopard coralgrouper) is the source of this 1560-nucleotide messenger RNA. RefSeq names its product heme oxygenase 2a (gene hmox2a). Lineage: Eukaryota; Metazoa; Chordata; Actinopteri; Perciformes; Serranidae. Gene Ontology annotation, molecular function: heme oxygenase (decyclizing) activity; heme binding. The record is from RefSeq and is a predicted model, not a curated record. Gene Ontology annotation, biological process: heme oxidation; heme catabolic process; response to oxidative stress.